CUGAAAACUUAUCCCAUGUCAUAAUGAGUAAUGGAAAUGAAGUACUUCCCGAACACCAUCAUGAGAAAUUGGAACAAAUUAUUUUUAAACUGUAACGUUUCUGGCACCAGUCUGCCUCUGAAUCCUGAAAAUGUAGGAGUCCUUAAAGCCCUCACAGGUCUAUUGGCUGCUUUUCCUGCAACAACCCCACAAGAAGAAAAACAGGCCUUAUUAAAACCACACUCUUAAGAAAUGUGAGGCGACAAAAUGGAAUUAAACUCUACUGCAUUUAUAAACACAUCCCCCCCGCCUCCCCGGCCAAUAGGCUUAAACAGCCUAUCACAGUAACCCGGUGGAUGUACAAUUUUGCAGAAUUAAUCACUUUUAUUUAUUUGAUUUUUGGGUCCCCCCCCCCUUUUCUUUUUUUGAGGCUCUGAUUCAGAUCUUCCGCGUAAGAGAGAGAAAGCGAAGAGGUUGCAUAACAAGGUUUUUGUGCCGCAUCGGAUUCGGCGGCUUCCCUCGGCUGCGCAUCCCGCCUCCCUCCUUGGCGGUUGCCAUGGGAACCACAUCCUCUCUGGACCACCUUGCCUUCGACCCACAAACGCAGCCACCCACCCACCCCCACACACGGAGACACACAUGGAGACUGGCAGCCACCAGCCCUUGCUCAGUCUCUGUGUUGAGCUCUGCGGCCACGAGCAGUCCUGUGAUGGCCAGCUUGGCCCCCGGGGAUGGCCUGCCCCCGGGGCCUCUUCCAUCUGGGGUCUUCCAGGGACCGCCGAGCUCCCAGCCCUCCCAACAUGCUCAGGCCCCUCUGGCCAACCCUGGCGCCAUGAUGAUGGGCCCUCAUAAUCAGCCGUUCAUGGGUUCGCGCUUCCCCGGCGGACUCCGGCCUUCGCUCCGCAUGCCCAGUCAGCCACCGGUCGGAGUGCCCGGGUCCCAGCCUUUCCUGCCGGUUGUGAUGGACUCGGCUGCCCGAGCCCAUGCCAGCGUGGGACCUGGGCCGUGCAUGACCCCCCCACGGGGUAUGACAGGGGUGGUGCCACAGAGUUACGGAGGUGGGAUGAGGGUCCCUCCGGGGUCCCUGGCUGGCAUGCCCACCCUGAGCAUGGGUCCUGGCAUUCGGGGGCCGUGGCUGAAUAUGAACCCAAACGCGGGGCCGUUUUCCUCUCCUUCUCCUGGCAGUUAUGGGGGCCCCACCGGAGGCAGCGGGCCCCCUGGCACCCCACUGAUGCCCAGCCCCGGAGACUCCACCAAUUCUAGCGAAAACAUGUAUGUGAUGAACUCCACCGGGCCCCCGGGGAGCCGGCCCAGUUUUUCCAUGGGAGCCAGCCCUGAAGGCCCCGUAGCCAUGGAGCCCCACCACCUGAAUGGGUCCUUGGGUCCGGCGGAAAUGGACAGUCUGCCCAAGGUGAGGGGGUAGGGGCCAGGGAGCAGGGGGUGGGUGAUCUCAGACACCUGGGGGGGCCCUGAAUGUUAAGGGAGGGGGACACUGCCUGCAUUAUUUCAAAGAGAGGGGCUUUUUUAUAUGAUGGCUCCCCAAAUUCCACCGGGGUUCACCCCUUGGAAAGAACCCCAUUUUCGAACUGUUCUGCACCCAGGGAUUUCGAAGACGAUGCCGGCUGCGAGGGUUCCUCAAAAGCCCACAUUCUGCUGAAGGGGGGGUUCUCCACCCUUAGGACGACGUUUUGGGGCGUCUUGGCCAGGGCCGAAUGAUGAUGCA
Molecule: messenger RNA, 1702 nt
Organism: Pogona vitticeps (central bearded dragon)
Lineage: Eukaryota; Metazoa; Chordata; Lepidosauria; Squamata; Agamidae
Source: RefSeq, a predicted model, not a curated record